CGGUUUCAGUUUAUUGACGUUGCCCGUGCCGCUCGCAACGUGUUCAUUUUCCACCUUAUUAUUAUUAAGUAUUAUUAGCAUUGUUUUCUUGCCCAGCUUUUCCAUUCAACAUUCGCGGGGUGGCGGCUAGUUUUUGUUUAUUUUUGAUUCCGCGCUCGUAUCGCUUUUGAUACUGUGUAUAUAUAUAUAUAUAUGGUACCGGAAUCGUGUGAAAGUGCAGCUUGGACAGACUUUUAACUAGACUUAAUAGUUGUAAUUUGCACUAAUUACCAUCCGCAAUGAACGAUUUCGGGCGAUUCGCCAGGACACAGGCUCCCAAAUUGUUGCCCUUUCUGGUCACCCUUAUCCUGUACUUCUCGCUGGUUCGCCGGGAUCCCCAGGGUGAGCUAUGGACCACAGUGCUGAAGUGUCUGCCCAUUGUUGCCCUGAUGUUCUAUGUGGUGGCCAAGGGCUUCUCUCUCAAAAAGGAAUACCGCCGCUCUCUGUGGAUCCUGUUGGGCCUGGUCUUCUCCUGCGGCGGUGAUGCUUUGCUCAAUGUGAAUCUGUUUCCCUUCGGCAUGAUAUCCUUUGGCGUGGCGCACGUCUUCUAUGUCAGUGCCUUUGGCUGGAAGCCCGUGAAGUGGCUCAUCGGAUUGGGACUCUAUGUGGUCGUUUCACUUUUCGUCUACUUUGUUCACCAAAAACUGGACGAAAUUCUUAUCAUCGGCGUGCCCAUCUACUGUUUCCUGAUCACCACCAUGCUGUGGCGAUCCCUGGCCCGCGCCGUGGAUGCCAGAAACUUCCUAGCCGUGUUCUGUGCCAUCGGAGCCAUUUUGUUUGUCAUCUCCGACGCUCUGAUCGCGGUCACCAUGUUCAUGGGCGUGCCCCUGCCCGGUGCCCGUCUUCAGAUCAUGAUCACCUACUAUGCCGCCCAGUUUGCCAUUGCGCUGAGCACGGCGGACGAUGGUCCUGCGGCGCCGGAUCAGCGUUCCUUUCGCAAGAAAACCAAGUGAAGCCAGCAGGAGUAGUGGCCAAUGCUCAAGUGGGGAAAUCCCAUGAAAAGAAUGAAAGGAAAAACAUGAACCACCAAAUUUAGUACUUCCAUAACGACGCCUAGAUGCCAUUUCAGUGCGUCUGUGUUCCCCAUCCCAGUAGCUUAGUGUAAACCAAAUAUUUGUCGUAAUAUUUCCUGUUUCUUUUUUGAGGAUAUGCAAACGGAUCUUUGUAGUUUAGUAGAUGUUUUUGUUGGACUUGAGCUAGUAAAUAUAUAUUAAUGUUAUUGAA
Molecule: messenger RNA, 1263 nt
Organism: Drosophila kikkawai
Lineage: Eukaryota; Metazoa; Arthropoda; Insecta; Diptera; Drosophilidae
Product: lysoplasmalogenase TMEM86A
Cellular component (GO): membrane
Molecular function (GO): hydrolase activity
Source: RefSeq, a predicted model, not a curated record